Molecule: messenger RNA, 1754 nt
Organism: Solanum lycopersicum (tomato)
Lineage: Eukaryota; Viridiplantae; Streptophyta; Magnoliopsida; Solanales; Solanaceae
Product: BTB/POZ and TAZ domain-containing protein 3
Molecular function (GO): protein binding
Source: RefSeq, a predicted model, not a curated record
AUUAAAACCCCCUUUCCUUUUUUAUCCUACUUGGCUACACCUCAAAUAAGUACUUCUUCCCUCUCUUCUUCUUCAACCCCACAACUCUCUCUUCUCCAAAUUGUUUUUUAGAAAAAAAGGUGUUGUUUUUAUCAUACCCAAAUUCCAGUUUGUCCAUUCAUGUUUUUUGAGCUGAAAGUUUGAACAAUUGUAGAGGUUUUUUUUUGAAGAGAUUUGAAGAUUUUAUAAGGUGGUCGUGAUAUUUCUUUGUUGGAUAAAUAUUUGGUUUAGUAGUUGAUGGCAUCACCAGACUUGCAUACCUCUUGGCUAUCAGCAGCUGUUGAAUCUUUUGGUGGAUCCUUCAACAUACGCAUAGAAGAAGGCGCAGCUGACAGUGUCGAAUUUUUUGAAGAUCCAACAUCUCCUGUUUGUAAUCUACCUACAAAUAUUCCGAAACCUCCUCCAGUUCCUGGUAAAAUUCCGUCAAGAGCCACUAUUCCUCGGCUACUUGCUAAUUCUGAUUGUGUCCCAAAAGAUACAUGGGACAGGCUCUUCAAAGAAGGAUUUGGUGCAGAUGUACAUGUAAUUACAGAAAAUGGAUCAGUUAUUCCAGCUCAUCAUGCCCUUCUGACUGUUGCAUCUCCAGUUCUGGGAAAUCUUCUGCAGCAAUCCAAAGUAAGGAAUGGUAUUAGAUGCAUAAAAAUCGCUGGGGUACCUCAUGACGCGGUCUAUGUAUUCAUCCGUUUCCUCUACUCAGCCUGUUACGACGAAGUAGAUGUAAAGAAGCUUGUUCUGCAUCUGUUGGUCUUAUCACAUUUCUACUCAGUACCAUCACUUAAAAGAGUGUGCAUAAACUAUUUGGAGCAGGGUUGGUUGAACUCAAAUAACGUAAUAGAUGUGCUUCAGUUGGCGAGGGACUGUGAUGCAUCACGGCUUACUCUCUUUUGCAUUCGUAUGGUCGUGGGAAACUUCAAGAGCAUAUCAUCUACUGAGGGUUGGAAAGUAAUGAGACGUGCUAAUCCCACACUUGAACAGGAACUUUUAGAAUUUGUUGUUGAAGCUGAUACGAGAAAACAAGAUAGGCUGAAGAAAAUUGAAGAGAAAAAGGUGUAUUUACAACUGCAUGAAGCUAUGGAAGCUCUGGUUCACAUUUGCAGGGAUGGGUGUCGAACUAUUGGACCUCGUGACAAGGUGCUUAAAGCAAGCCAAGAGGCCUGUAGUUUUCCUGCAUGCAAGGGGCUGGAGUCUCUGGUCCGUCAUUUCUCUAAUUGCAAAAUUAAAGUUCCUGGUGGAUGUAUACAAUGUAAGCGAAUGUGGCAGAUUUUUGAGCUACAUUCACGCAUUUGUGAAGAACCCGACUCUUGCAAAGUUCCUCUUUGUAGUCAUUUCAAGGUGAAAAUGCUGCAACAGACCAAGAGGGACGAGGUGAAGUGGAAGGUGUUAGUAAGCAAAGUGAGAGCAGCAAAGAAUGCUGUGAGUUUAUUCUCAUCUCGACGACGGUUAUCUUUUUAAUGACCAUAGAAUAGUGUUACAUGAUGCGCAUAUGGCCAAUAUUUUAGCUGGUCAUAGAAGCUGUGUUAAUUACAGCUAUUCACAUAUAGAAUAAUGUAACCAUUUCUAUUUCUGAUUAAUUUAUGGCCUAAAUUUAUGGUCAGUUCUCUUUCCAUAGACAAUUGAUACAAAAAGUUCAAAAAUAUAGCAACUCUAUGUAUUUUCUAGAGUUGAAUGUUAUCAUAUUUUGAAUGAAACAAGAAGAGUAUUACUAUUUCUUAUAA